Quercus robur (English oak) is the source of this 2873-nucleotide messenger RNA. RefSeq names its product protein FAR1-RELATED SEQUENCE 6-like. The record is from RefSeq and is a predicted model, not a curated record. NCBI's taxonomy places the organism in Eukaryota, Viridiplantae, Streptophyta, Magnoliopsida, Fagales, Fagaceae. Gene Ontology annotation, molecular function: zinc ion binding. The transcript has 3 exons. Gene Ontology annotation, biological process: regulation of DNA-templated transcription. Bases 224 to 2230 code for a protein of 668 amino acids.
CAGCUUACCAAGUCGAAAGAUCCCUCAUUCCUCUGUAAGCCCCAGUGUGACUCACAAUUUCUCCUUUGGCUAGCCAACUCGGACUGAGGAGUGUUGGACUGACUCACCCCCAAAUCCCACCGUCGAUUUUGCUUUCCUCCGAGUCCGACUCGGUGAAUUCGCUGAAGGUGAUAUUCUUCAGCACCAACAGCAUGAUCAGCAAUGAUAUAGUUUAAUCUGAAGGAUGGAAGAAGUUUGUCUCAAUAGCGAGCCAGUUUUUGAUGAAGGUGAUGAGUAUGACGUUGAAGGAGACUGCACUCUGGUGGAACAUGAUGAUGAAACUGGGGAAACACAAUUGAAGAAGGAACCCCCAUCGCCAACUGUGGGUUUGGAGUUCGAUUCUUUUGAUGAAGCUUAUGAUUUUUACAAUAUGUAUGCUAAACAACAGGGUUUUGGCAUCAGAGUGAGCAAUUCAUGGUUUAGAUCAAAGAAAAAAGAGCGGUAUAGAGCAAAACUUAGCUGCAGUAGUGCUGGUUUUAAGAAAAAGAGUGAAGCCAACAAUCCAAGACCGGAAACAAGAACAGGUUGUCCUGCAAUGAUAGUCAUCAGACUGGUGGACUCCAAAAGGUGGAGAAUAGUUGAAGUUGAGCUUGAACACAACCAUCAAGUGAGUCCUCAAAUCAAACGGUUUUAUAAGUCGCAUAAAAAGAUGAUUCUUGCUGCCAAAAAGGCACAACCAUCUCCAGAGCCUGUUACAGAAGUACAUACCAUUAAGCUGUACCGAACAGCUGUUUUGGAAGCUGACCAUAUUGGAUACUCAAAUUUCAAUGAAGGUAUUAAUCCUGUUGAUAACUCAAAACAUUUGGAACUUAAAGAAGGUGAUGCUCAUGCAGUUUAUAACUACUUUUGUCGCAUGAAGUUGACAAAUCCAAACUUCUUUUACUUGUUUGAUCUUGAUGAUGAUGGGCGCCUGAGAAAUGUGUUUUGGGCUGAUGCCAGGUCCAGGGCUGCAUAUGGUUACUUUUGUGACACAGUUGCAAUAGACACAACAUGCUUGGCCAACAAAUAUGAGAUCCCGCUGAUUUCUUUUGUUGGUGUGAAUCAACAUGGGCAGUCUGUGUUGUUGGGUUGUGGCUUCCUUGGACAUGAGUCAGUAGAGUAUUUUGUUUGGAUUUUGAGGGCAUGGCUUAAAUGCAUGCUUGGAUGCCCUCCGCAAGUUAUUAUUACUGAUCAGUGUAAACCCUUGCAAACUGCAGUCUGUGAGGUUUUCCCUAAUGCUCAUCAUUGUUAUUGUAUGUGGUAUAUCAUGCAGAGAGUUCCAGAGAAGUUGGGAGGAUUGAAGGGAUAUGAAGCAAUCAAAAGACAACUGAACAAAGCAGUGUAUGAUUCAUUGAAGAUAGCUGAGUUUGAAACUUCUUGGGCUGACAUGAUCAAGCAGCAUGGACUAGGGGAUAAUAAGUGGCUUCAAACAUUGUAUGAAGACAGGCAAAUGUGGGUUCCAGUUUACUUGAAAGACACAUUUUUUGCAGGAAUGAUUCCUAUCCGAGAAAAUGAGGGCUUGAAUGCUUUUUUUGAAGGUUAUGUACAUAAGCAUACAUCUUUUAAAGAAUUUGUUGAUAAGUAUGACCUGGCUCUACAUAGGAAGCACCUCAAAGAAGCCAUGGCAGAUCUGGAGUCAAGAAAUUCAAGCUUUGAAAUGAAAACAAGAUGUAAUUUUGAGCUGCAAGUCUCUAAGGUGUAUACAAAAGAAAUUUUUAAGAGAUUCCAAUCUGAGGUGGAGGGGAUGUACUCCUGCUUCAACACAAGGCAGGUGAAUGUUAAUGGGCCUAUAAUAACGUACAUAGUCAAAGAACGUGUUGAGGUUGAGGGAAAUGAGAAGGAAGUUAAAUAUUAUGAGGUUUUGUAUGAGACAACGCAGGUGGAUAUCCGCUGUAUUUGCAGUUUGUUCAACUAUAAAGGUUAUCUAUGCCGGCAUGCAUUGAAUGUUCUUAAUUAUAAUGGUGUCGAAGAAAUCCCAUCUCGCUACAUUCUGCAACGUUGGAGUAAAGACUUCAAAUGCAGGUAUCUUCUAGACAAUAAGUCCGGUAAUAUUGAUGCAUAUAAUCCAAUGCACUGGUAUAAUCAUCUGCAUAAAUGUGCUCUUCCAAUUGUUGAAGAAGGGGCACAAUCUCAAGAACAUUAUAAGAUUGCGUUGCUAGAAUUGGAGGAAUUGUUAAACAAGUUUAAUAAUGUAGCAAAUGACUUUGUAUGACAGAACGUUAAGGUGCAGGAUUUAAGAAAUACCAAAGUCUUUAUUAUAAACCAGUGCCCAUUCAUUCUUCUUUUCUUUUUUUUCCUAUUGAUAUGCUGUGUGUGGCAACUGGCAACUGAAAUAAUAUUUGAUGAUGCUGGAGGAAUUCUUUUUUUUUUUUUUUACCCCAUUUUCCCUAAUUCCUGCAUCUUAUUCUUGUAUGUCAAGCGUUCUGAUUUCUAAUGUGAAAAAGAAUAGUGGAUGAAUAAUAAAAAAAUGACAUUCUGGUGCCCCUGAAGGGUCUUUAGAAUUAGGAGAACUGGUCGAGAGGAGAAAAUCUUUAAUGUUUCUGAUCAAACUUCAACCAAAGAAACCUACGGCAGAUUUAUGUGAAUUUCAUCAUGAUUACAUUUGUAUUUUAGGAUUUGAAGAACAAUUGAUACAGUAAAUUGUUUGAUAUAAAUUUAACAAUAAAUGAUGUUGUGACUUUAGAGAUUUUUAUCUUAUAUCCUUGACAAUUCAGAUCCAUGUAGUAAUAGAACUCCUUCAAUAAAUUUCAUUCAUCUGUAACAAAAAAACUAGAUGGUUUUCAAUACAUGUCAACUCACCAAGCCUUCUUCCCAAAAAAAAAAAAAAAAAAAAAAGAAAAAAAAAGAAAAGAAAA